AUGCCUUCUCCCGUCGGCUCUGAGUGCUGGCGUAAUCCGAAUGCUUGCGAUGAUUUCUUGCAAAUGGAGUCAAUGUUGAGCGAAGGAGCAAGCCUCAUAGAUGUUCUCAAAACGCUGUAUCCUUGCAUUGAAGAGCCACCCGAAGGAUGGUCGGAUCACCUGUCUUUGCCUAUAUUGGAGAUCAUGUCCAUUCUCACUAAAAUUGUUGACCGUCCGCCUAGAAGAGAGAAACUCACAGCUUAUAAUACUUUUGAGGAUGCUGUAGAGCUUUUCAGAACGCGGAAGCGCAUUUUGAUGUUGACCGGUGCAGGUGCAUCUGUGUCUUGUGGUACAAGAUUUUCGCAGCAAAGAUGGAACUACACGCAAAAUAUCGAUACUCUUGGAAAGCAAGCCCAUAUAGAGCGAGUGGUGGGAUGUCACGAGACUUUACGUCAGUUCGACAAGAAUGAGAAUUUUCAGACUUACCUUCUUCUUACUUACCAUCUUAGUGAUUCUCUCUGCCGUGGACGUUGGUGAAUGCGGGCUUUUUGGAGAUAUUUUUGGCCUUUUAUUCAAACCAAUUGGAGAAAAAAUAAAAGGAGUUUUCAAAAAAAUAAUCAAAGGAAGUAAAGAAAUAACAGAUAAAGGUCGCUAUCUCCUGUCGAUAAGGCACGGUCGCAGACGGAGAGCAAUCAAAGGAGAGUGAUAUUUUGUGAUCGAUUGU
Messenger RNA from Cylicocyclus nassatus, 703 nucleotides. NCBI's taxonomy places the organism in Eukaryota, Metazoa, Nematoda, Chromadorea, Rhabditida, Strongylidae. The record is from the annotation of a GenBank genome assembly.